AUGGCUCCAACUGAAAAAAGAAAGGCUUCUAGAAAGAAGAAGGACCCAAAUGCUCCAAAGAGAUCUUUAUCUGCUUACAUGUUCUUUGCUAAUGAAAACAGAGAUAUUGUUAGAGCUGAAAACCCAGGUAUCUCAUUUGGUCAAGUCGGUAAAUUAUUAGGUGAAAAAUGGAAGGCUUUAACUGCUGAUGAAAAGACUCCUUAUGAAAACAAGGCUGAUAAUGAUAAAAAGAGAUAUGAGAAGGAAAAAGCUGAAUUUGCUAAAAGAAGUGCUUAA
Scheffersomyces amazonensis is the source of this 276-nucleotide messenger RNA. RefSeq names its product high-mobility group nucleosome-binding protein (gene NHP6A). The coding region runs from base 1 to 276 and encodes 91 amino acids. The record is from RefSeq and is a predicted model, not a curated record. The transcript has a single exon. NCBI's taxonomy places the organism in Eukaryota, Fungi, Ascomycota, Pichiomycetes, Serinales, Debaryomycetaceae. Gene Ontology annotation, molecular function: DNA binding, bending.